AUGCCCCCUAAGGCAUUGGACUACGAGUCACUGAAUGAGAAUGUGAAGAAGGUUCAAUAUGCUGUUAGAGGCGAGUUGUAUCUUCGAGCUUCUGAGCUUCAGAAGGAAGGAAAGAAGAUUAUUUUCACAAAUGUUGGAAACCCUCAUGCUCUAGGACAGAAGCCACUGACUUUCCCUCGCCAGGUGGUUGCUUUAUGCCAAGCUCCAUUCCUAUUAGAUGACCCUAAUGUAGGACUGAUCUUCCCUGCUGAUGCAAUUUCAAGAGCUAAACAUUAUCUUUCAAUUACUACUGGUGGUCUAGGUGCUUAUAGUGAUUCCCGAGGUAUUCCGGGAGUUAGGAAGGAAGUGUCAGAGUUCAUUGAGAGACGUGAUGGAUAUCCAAGUGACCCAGAACUCAUAUAUCUCACUGAUGGUGCCAGCAAAGGUGUGAUGCAGAUCUUGAAUACCAUCAUCCGUGGUGAAGGAGAUGGGGUUCUGGUUCCAGUCCCACAAUACCCACUCUAUUCGGCUGCAAUAUCUCUGUUUGGGGGUUCUCUUGUUCCGUAUUACCUUGAGGAAACAGCAAAUUGGGGUCUUGAUCUUAAUAAUCUUCGCCAGUCAGUUGCACAGGCUCGCUCUAAAGGAAUUACUGUGAGAGCAAUGGUGAUUAUAAACCCUGGCAACCCCACUGGUCAGUGUCUUAGUGAAGCUAAUUUAAGAGAAAUAUUGAACUUCUGUUUCCAAGAAGGCCUAGUCUUGCUCGGGGACGAAGUUUAUCAGCAGAAUAUAUACCAGGAUGAACGCCCCUUUAUUAGUGCAAGAAAGGUGUUGAUGGGUAUGGGGCUACCCAUAAGCAAGGAAGUCCAGCUUGUUUCUUUCCACACUGUGUCCAAAGGAUACUGGGGUGAAUGUGGACAGCGUGGUGGGUACUUUGAGAUGACAAACAUUCCUCCACAGACGGUUGAUGAGAUAUAUAAGGUUGCAUCAAUUGCACUCAGUCCAAAUGUUCCUGCACAAAUAUUUAUGGGGCUAAUGGUCAACCCUCCCAAACCUGGAGAUAUUUCAUAUGAGCAGUUUGUUAGGGAAAGCAAAGGGAUCCUUGAAUCUCUGAGGAGAAGAGCAAGGAUAAUGACUGAUGGAUUUAACAACUGCAGAAAUGUUGUCUGUAACUUCACAGAAGGUGCCAUGUAUUCCUUCCCUCAAAUACGCUUGCCACCAAGAGCAAUAGAGGCUGCUAAAAGAGCUGGAAAAGUUGCUGAUGUUUUCUACUGUCUCAAGCUUUUGGAAGCCACUGGCAUUUCCACUGUCCCUGGAUCAGGGUUUGGACAGAAAGAAGGGGUCUUCCAUUUGAGGACAACCAUCUUACCAGCUGAGGAAGACAUGCCUGCCAUCAUGGAUAGUUUCAAGAAGUUCAAUGAUGAGUUCAUGGAGCAAUAUGAAGAUCACAGAGGCUAUUCGAGGAUGUAA
Prunus armeniaca (apricot) is the source of this 1446-nucleotide messenger RNA. Lineage: Eukaryota; Viridiplantae; Streptophyta; Magnoliopsida; Rosales; Rosaceae. The record is from the annotation of a GenBank genome assembly.